Gryllus bimaculatus (two-spotted cricket) is the source of this 975-nucleotide messenger RNA. Lineage: Eukaryota; Metazoa; Arthropoda; Insecta; Orthoptera; Gryllidae. The record is from the annotation of a GenBank genome assembly.
AUGGGCCCCUCAGAUAAACAUCGCUGUACCUCUCUUGCGCCGGGCGGAAGACGUCUGUGCGGCGUCUGCGUCGGCGGGGGCGAGCGGGCGUCCUCACGGCCUUGGACGGCGGCGCAGCGGGGCGCCAGCCCGAGCCCCGGCGCCCUGACCCACUUCCCGGCGCCGCCGCCGCCGCCGCAGCUUACGUUUCUCCGACGCAGCCGCCGCCGCCGCCGCCGCCCCGCCGCCGCCGCCGCCGCCGCCCCGCCGCCGCCGCCGCCGCCGCCCCGCCGCCGAUGUCGAUCUCCAGAUAAGCAGCGACGCAGCGCCAGCGUUGGCGACCUCGGCAACUCGCGGUUAGGUGGCCAGGCCGCCCCAGUUUCCACGGCCGAUUCCGCCCAGCUGCGCAUGCGCGGAGACUCAGAUGGCCUGCGACAUCUCUGGUCUGCGAGAAUAUACCGUUACGAAACAGACGCAAAGCGUCUCGGAGCUUCUGAUAAGGCCAAAUGUACGGAACCUGCACGCCACCGGAGCGGAGAGAGGGCGGAGGGAGGGGAGGUGCCGCAACCAGCUCUCGGCGGGGCGCCCGUCUCGGCGCGUCUCGGCCCGAGGAGGCGAUUACGUUUGACGCCGCGGUCAGCCGCCUUCGCCUUCGCCGCCGCCGCCGCGUGCGUCGCAGCAGGCGCCGACGCGCCGGCGCUGGCGCCGCCACGUGCGCGGGAGAGAGACAGAGAGCGGGCGAGCACGCGCGCCGACGCGCCGACGCGCCGACGCGCCGACGGACACGGCGCGCACUGGGCACGAACUGCUGUGGUUCGCGUUGCCGCUGUGACGGUGCGCUACCUGACCAAAAGAUACAUUGGAGAAUACAGUUCCAGUAGUGAUAAUCGUGAACGUUCUAACGAUGUGUCAUCAACUUCAGUAGAUACAUCUGCUCCCCAAACUCAGAGAUUUCCCAGAGUCCCUGAUGCCCCCGACUUUUGCCGCCAGAAGUGA